Anoplophora glabripennis (Asian longhorned beetle) is the source of this 4521-nucleotide messenger RNA. RefSeq names its product GDNF-inducible zinc finger protein 1-like. The transcript has 4 exons. Gene Ontology annotation, molecular function: DNA-binding transcription factor activity, RNA polymerase II-specific; RNA polymerase II transcription regulatory region sequence-specific DNA binding; zinc ion binding. NCBI's taxonomy places the organism in Eukaryota, Metazoa, Arthropoda, Insecta, Coleoptera, Cerambycidae. Gene Ontology annotation, cellular component: nucleus. Bases 216 to 2096 code for a protein of 626 amino acids. Gene Ontology annotation, biological process: regulation of transcription by RNA polymerase II. The record is from RefSeq and is a predicted model, not a curated record.
UCUAAGCCACAGAAGAUAAAACAUCUGUUUUAUCUUCCGUGUCUAAGAGUUGUUAAUGUGACAAUGACAUUUAAGGUUAUGUUUAUUUACGUACGGGCGAAAGGAAGUUUAUUAGUUAGAAAAUAUAAAUGAGAUGAAAUUCUUUAUUCCCUAGCAAAAAGAAAGAUAUUAGAAAAUCCUUUUAUGGCAGUUUAUUAACAAGAUAAAUUGUUUAAAUGGAGAAUAUUAAGGAGCAACAUUGUAGGCUAUGCCUCAAUGUCAUAAGCGAUGAUCAAUUUGAAGAGAUAGAAGAAGCUACCAGAAAUAUUUUUGACUUUCUUUUAUUAAAUCUGGAUUUUGUUGACUCGAAUAAACACAUAAUAUGUAUCGAUUGUUCACUACAGGUAAAAGAAGCAUACGAAUUUAAGUCGAUGUGCCUCUAUACUGACAACACCAUAAUUCCUCAUGUCGAUUAUGAAACAGGAUGUUCUGUUGACUUAAGAGAGAUUUACGUAAAGGAAACAGAAAACAAACAACUCAUGAAUACAUUAAAUGAUGAUCAUAAAGUUUGUCGGUUAUGUAUGCAGUUAACAAGCAGUGAAUUUAUGUCGGUACAUAAAUUAGAGGUUGAUAUGAUCGAGAAAUAUAUUCCAGAAAUAAAUUUCAGUGUCAUCAAAGAUCCCAUUAUUUGCAAACGGUGCUUUGUUUCCUUCAGUACCCACAGUGGUUUCAUACAGAAAUGCUUAAAAAUAAAAGAAAACGUUAAGAGUGUUCAUGGUACGAAAGUCACUGCCAGUAAGGGCUGGACUUCAUCCUUAGUUUCGCCCGUUAAAGUUGAAGAUAUAAAAAUAAAGUCCGAAUUAUGUGAACAGGAAAAUGAGUUUAUCAAAAUAGGAUCUACUGCACUGAAAUCUGAAGAUGAAGAGAUGUUGAUUAAAACUGAGUCUAUAGAUGUAAAAGCAGAAGCAAAUGAUAAAGAGAGUUACAUAUUUCCGGACAUUUCACCCCAAGAAUUAGAAGACAAGGACAUUCCCAAAUUAGGCAAAGGUCAAUUUGCAUCGGAGCAGUUACCCACAAUGUACAUAUGUGAUAAAUGUAAUUUUCAAAGCAAACACAAGAAGAGUUUCAUAGGUCACCAAAUAGUACACAAGGACCCCUUGUCCGUGCAGUUGUACAAGUGUAAUUUGUGCGAUUUCCAAUCCAAAUAUAACAGUUCUUUUAAGCGUCACAUGUUGAAUCAUGCUAACGGCCCUACCCUUCCAAAAGCGCCAAUGCUCAAGUUUGAUAUACUCAAGUGUGAUUCUUGUGAUUACAAUACGAAAUGUAAGAAGAACCUCAAGCGUCACCAAAUGAAACACGUAAAUCCCUCAGAGGUACAGCUCCACACUUGCGAUCUGUGUGAUUUUAAGUCGAAAUAUAAGGAUAGCAUAAGACUUCAUCAGUUGAAACACGCUGAUUCAUCAGAAGUGCAGAUGUACACCUGUGAGUUGUGUGAUUUUAAGUCUAAAUAUAAAGUCAGUCUUAAGCAUCACCAGUCGAAACACGCCAAUCCCUCAAUAAUGGAUAUGUACCCGUGUGAUCUGUGUGAUUUUAAUGCGAAAUCCAAGAACAAACUCAAACUGCACAAGGCAAAACACGCGGAACUUUCACAGGCGCGGAUGUACGAGUGCAAUGAAUGUAAUUUGAAGUUCAAAUAUGAAGAGUCUUUUUGGCGGCAUCAAUUGAAACACACUAAUCAUCCGCAAUCACCGACGUACAAGUGUGACUCGUGCGUUUUCACGACCAAAAGUAAGAGCGGUUUUAGGUCCCAUAAGUUGCAUCACGCUGACCCCUCGCAGAUACAAACAUACAAGUGUGAUUUAUGUGACUUUCAAACUAAAUAUAAGACCAAUCUUAAAAUCCACCUGACGGGUGUUCACAAAUGCGAUUUGUGCGAUUUUAUAGAGAAACGCAAGUUCGACCUAAAGUCCCACAAGUUGAAACACACAAACCACUCAGAAACGGGAAUUCACAAGUGCGAUUUGUGCGAUUUCGUGGCGAAACGUAAAUUCAACCUUAAAUACCACAAGUUGAAACAUGCCGAUCCUUCGGCAGCGCCUGGGUCCCCCCUAUCGUAACAUGCAGAUUCUGUUUGACAGACUUCUGAGGUCCUCUCUGGAUGAGAAAGUUCAAAGUCAGAGUUUUCUCACUUAAAAAUUGACAAACCUAUAGCUUAUUUAAUUUUUAACAUAUUGUAAAAAUCUAUUUAUAUCAAGGCCUUCUGAAUUAACUAUUUAAUUUAAAAAUGGGGGAUAUUUAAGCUAUAAAGCAUGUCACAUCUUAAAAGUCAAUAUAUAUUGAUGAGAAUAACAAGUUCAAAACCGGUCUGUAUGCGUUGUGGUAAUUCAAUGUUAGUGGAGCUCGUGUUAGCCAUUGAAAUUUUUUUCUCUGCUCGAUGGAGACUGUAUAAAAAAAUAUUUACUUAUUUUGAGUACAACUUCCCGGACAGAUAAAUUCCAAUUGUAGGGCAGGAAAAUACAUAAAUUUAAAUUGAAAUUAGUACCAUAAUAGAAUAUGGACUUACAAACAAUAAUAAAAUAGUAACGAUAAAUAGAAAAAAUGUAUAUGUAUAAAGCGACAACUUUGAAGAAUAAAACGAGGUUCUAAAUACAACUUGAUUUAUUAGCAACGAUCUUUCAAUCACUAUACAGAGUGUGAAUCUUAGAUGAUUAACUAACUGAAUAAUUUAGAACCCAAAUGGUGUUGAUUUAACCAAACUCGCUUAAACGGAAAAUAUCGCAAAAAAGUUACAGGGUGUUUUUCUAUUUUUAUUUUUCGUUUUCUCCUUAACUCAGAACUCGGUUAACCGAGAAAUAGGUAAAGAAUUUUAUUCUACACAAAAAAUGUGUACCUACCAAAAGUUGACAUUAUGCUCGGUUAUGAAGAUAUUACAAAAAAUAUUUAUUAACACAUACCCCAUAUUUUUUGGAAAUGACUAAGUAUCCAUAACAUGAUAAUUUCGAUAAGUCACUGUCAUGUUUGUAUUUUGCAAAAAUUUUGUUUCUGAAAAUGUCUUGUCACAAUGAAUUUACGAAUUAUGAAAUGAGAGACAUGAUAGUGGUAUAUGUACAGGAACAUUUUAGUGGAUGCACUGCUAAGAGAACAUAUGAACAACUUAAAAAUAAAACGGAAGACAAUUUGUGUAUAAGUAAAAAUGUAUAUCUAUUUUAUUGAUUGAGGAUUUUUAUUAAUUAAGGGUAAUAUAUUGAUGAAAUUGGCUAAAGCAAAUUUUUACGUGUCCAAUCAGUAGCUAGAAAUUCCACAUUUUGCUAAUGCAUGAGACUUCAGGUUUAUUACAAAAUAUAUCUAGUUUUGUAAACUUACUUCUAAUAGAUAUAUUGACAACCUUAGAAGUUUCAUGGUGAACUUUUACUGUUAUAUACUAAAAGGAGACGAGUAGUUUCCCUUUAUAUAUUUCUUGUAAAUGUCACAAGAAAUUAUUUUUAUAACCUGUAAAGUUACAAAGCCCGCUAUAUAUGAUACCACAUCUUCUACAUACAGCGAAAGGUCAAACAUGGUUUUUACGUAGUCAUGUUCAAAUAAAGAAAUGACACUUAAUGUACUUGUGUUUGGAUCAGAAACUGGAUCAGCUAUUUUAUUUGAAAAGUAAUACCUAGGGAUAAUUUAUAUCUAAAACCGGCACUGCUUCAAUGUGUUCUAAGACCUUGACUAGCUUUGCAUUGUAUAUUUAAUAAAAUAAGACUUGAUAUUUAGCAUAUGUUAGGAAAUCAAAUUGAAUCUGGUACCUUGAAUCACGAAACACUUACACCCGUAUGCACAGUCGAUCGCCAGUGACUCGCCGAAGUUAUACCUGGCGAAAGAACGGCGCGUAAUUUCUAUUGCAUAGACGUUCGCCCGGCGAUCUACGCUUUGGCGAAUCGCCAGAUGAGUGAUAGUCUCCACUACAGGGGCUUAAACAUGCGCAAUGCUAUUUUACACCGAAUACGUACUGUUCUAACCUGAGUUUGUGCAUGGUAUGGUACUUUGAAAUGUAUUACUUUGAGCAUCUCUGGUAUAUAGUUGUUUGUAUCACAAAAAUUAUUGUCAAAGCAUAAUUAUCGAAAGGGUUGUAACGGUAGUAAAAGACUAAAUAUAAUUUUCCUUUUCGGCGUUAAUAGCAGUUGUUAGUAUAUUAAGCUGUAGUAAUAAAACGUCUCAAGUAAUUUGUUUAUUAGGGUACACUAGGAAUUGGAAAGCCGUAUUUAUGAAAUAUUUAAGUAAUUUUUGUAUUAGGGUAUACUAGAAUAGUUUUUUCAAUUACAUGACUAACAGUGAUCAGAUUGUAUACUCUUAAGACUCCACAUAUUAUCUACAAAUAAUUAUAAUAGGUACAUCAACGUAUAUCUUGUUUAAAAUAUUUCAAAGUACAAUCUGUUUUACUUUACAAUUUACAACAACGAUUACAAUUUCAAUAUACACCAUGACUUACAAACGGUGACCAAAAAUGAAACCUAGUAUUCUUUGGUGAAUUUUAAGGGGUCUUUCGUUUUUAUCUAGGACGCU